This is a messenger RNA of Ectocarpus sp. CCAP 1310/34, 1349 nucleotides long. Lineage: Eukaryota; Phaeophyceae; Ectocarpales; Ectocarpaceae. The record is from the annotation of a GenBank genome assembly.
AUGUCCCGUCAAGGUGCGCGGGGGGGGAAAGACUCGGAUAGUGAGUCUGAUUUCGACCUCGACGUGACGGAGGCUGGGCGAGCGACGCUGCCGGUGCAAGAGAAGGCGCCGGCGGCACCCGGCAACGGAACCGGGGACGCUGGUUCGGGCGUCCCCCUGUCGCCUCCUUCGGGAGGAGGCGACUUCGAUGGAAGCAGCAGCGGCAGCAGCAGUAGCAGCGACCGCAGAAGCAGCAGCAGCAGCAGCAGCAGCAGCAACAACAACAGCGACAGCAGCAGCAGCAACGCCGCCGGCGACGACGACGGCGGCGGCGGCACCAGCGGCAGUGAGCCUGGCGCCUCUGGAGGUGGCGGUGGCGGCGGCAGCGAACCCGGCGAAGACUCCGAGCAACUCGAGGAGUACAAGUUUGAUCCCGCCGACAGCCGCUACCCGCCGGGCCGCGAAGGGCGUCGGCUCCUCUGGGGCGCCUCGAAGGAAGGACCGCUGCGCCACGGGCUCGAGCGCGGCCGCACACGAAGGGAGACCCGGGAGCUGCAAGGCCCCGAGGAGCCGCCGGGUCCAGACGCCGAGCCAGACGCCGAGCAAGCGCUGCUGGCGGAGAUCAUCGUGGACUACGUUUCCAACUCGCUGGUGCGGGAGCGGUACGACGAGGAGCAGGUCAACAUCGAGUACCGGCGUGAGAUGCAUGAGCUGCCGUACGGCACCGAGCUGCAGGAGGAGGCGUUCGGUGCAGAGGCAGUGGACGACGGAUCAUCGCAACCUCUUCAUGUCCCGCAGCUAAGUGUCCCCUCGCCCUUCGGCCAGAAGCCAAGUGAUGUAGAGUGCGUGCCCUUGACGUACAAGGAUGUCCUUAACUCCAAGUACAAGGUGCUGUGGGAAGCAGCCAUAGCAAAGGAGUUCGACGGCCACAAGAAGACGGGGACGUUCUCCGAGAUUAGCGGUCUGCCCGAGGGGCGUAAGGCCAUCAGUGCGAAGUGGAUUUUCUCGCACAAGACCAAUGAGAAGGGGCUGAUUGUCGACUUCAAAGCACGUAUGGUUGCGCGUGGUUUUUCUCAGAUUCCCGGUGUGGAUUUUCACCACUCAUCAUCCGCAGUUCGAAUCCGCGGUGUCCAUCAAAACUAUGGUGGCCGUAUCCACCGAGAAUGGUAGGAGGCCUGUCCACUGGGACAUCAAGCAGGCGUACACACACGCCAAGCUGAAGGAAGAAAUCUACCUGAGGCUUCCAGACGGUUGUGGUGUUUGGACUGGCAAGGCGGUGAAAGUCGAGCGUGCUCUGUAUGGACUCAAGCAGAGUGGGCGCGAGUGGGGGUUUGAGGCUGCCGAUGCCCUGAUCUCAAACGGCUACGAGC